CGACGAGGGCGUUGCGAUACAUACCACGCCUCCGCUGUUUCCUCUCGGUCAUGGAAGACGAUGGGCUCACAACUGGGGCGAUUCAGCGUCUACUGAACAAAGAAAACGUUCACAAACCCGUGCUGCAGAUAUCGGACUUAAAAGCCAUUCGCAAUGACUCUGCAGAGAGAUGUAGGAUAGUGCUCUUCGAUGGAGCAGACUGUCUCACAUAUGCUAUGCUUGGAGCACAUCUUACAAACACGGCCAGCGACAACCAUAUUGACAAAUACGCGGUGGUGCGACUGGAAAAGUACAUGUGGUAUACCGUCAGAGAAAGUAGCAGAGAUAUUCUGGUUGUUCUGGGCCUAACCGUCAUCCGCAAAGGAACGGACGUGGGCCGCACGUUGCGGAGGCCUUCGAUUUACAUCUUUUCAACGCCGUCGACAGCACCGGUAGCGGCGUCAUUUGAAAGCAGCUCAAGUGGCGGUAUCAUCCCGAUCGCUCAACUUACCCCUUCUUAUCCAGGGAGGACAAUCAGAAUUCGGGUCACGUAUAAGACUGCCGUACGAGGUUGGAGCAAUAGCAGGGGCCCGGGAAAGUUGUUCUCCCUUCAUCUGCUCGACGAAAGUGGGGAAAUAAGUGCGACGGCGUUCAAUCAGGACUGUGACCGGCUUUAUGAUGCUAUUCAAGUCAACAAGGUUUAUGACAUUUUAAACUACAUCGUGAAACCACCCAAAGACCCUUCGUAUUCAAUUUUUGAACACGAAUACGAGCUCUUAUUCACGUCAAAAACCACCGUCUAUCCAUGCCCUGAUGAUCCUCCAAACAUUCCCAAGCUGAAGCUCAAGUCGGUGCCCAUAUCGAAUGUUCCAUAUGUGACAGAGAACAGUGUCUUUGACGUAAUUGGGAUCUGCUCGUGGACAGACGUUGUGAGGACGGUGAAGAAGCGUUCCACCAAUGAGGACCUCAAGAAGCGAGACGUACUCCUAGUGGAUGAAAGCCGUACGGACGUCUCCCUCACGCUCUGGGGUGAUCAGGCGGAGAAGUUUGACAGUGCGGGUAACCCUGUCAUCGCUGUGAAAGGAGUGCACGUUACCCGUUACAAUGGUGACAUAUCUCUCUCCAUGCUUUUCUCGGGAGCCCUGCACGUCAAUCCAGACAUUCCGGAGACCCAAGCACUAACCAGUUGGUACAAGGAAAAUGCGUCAUCGCCUACUCGUUCGCUCUCCGCCCGUAGCAGCGAAUUACUGGGACGCUCCCAGCUUUGA
Rhipicephalus microplus (southern cattle tick) is the source of this 1247-nucleotide messenger RNA. Its product is annotated as replication protein A 70 kDa DNA-binding subunit. Gene Ontology annotation, molecular function: DNA binding. NCBI's taxonomy places the organism in Eukaryota, Metazoa, Arthropoda, Arachnida, Ixodida, Ixodidae. The record is from RefSeq and is a predicted model, not a curated record. Gene Ontology annotation, biological process: DNA replication; DNA recombination; DNA repair. Gene Ontology annotation, cellular component: nucleus.